This is a messenger RNA of Toxotes jaculatrix (banded archerfish), 2149 nucleotides long. It is a transcript of the gene lck, whose product is annotated as LCK proto-oncogene, Src family tyrosine kinase. Gene Ontology annotation, molecular function: signaling receptor binding; non-membrane spanning protein tyrosine kinase activity; ATP binding. Lineage: Eukaryota; Metazoa; Chordata; Actinopteri; Toxotidae. The record is from RefSeq and is a predicted model, not a curated record. Bases 193 to 1704 code for a protein of 503 amino acids. Gene Ontology annotation, cellular component: extrinsic component of cytoplasmic side of plasma membrane. The transcript has 13 exons. Gene Ontology annotation, biological process: B cell receptor signaling pathway; innate immune response; T cell differentiation.
GUUAGUUAUAAUAAGAGAAGCGGAUGAUGACAUCUUCACACCCAUGCUCCACUGGUUAAAAACUCCCUUACUGCCAAAUAGCCAUUUUAAAAAAUAACUAAUUAAUAAAAAAAAAAAGGAUAUCUCUAUGGCGGCACCUGAAAUCUGACAUUGCUGGACGUUGAAGAGGCAUUUCGUAUUUCAAGAGAAAACAUGGGAUGUAACUGCAGUUCAGACUACUCAGACAAUGACUGGAUUGAGAACUUGGAUGAAAUCUGCGAACACUGCAACUGUCCCAUACCUCCCCAGUCAUGCAAUCCAUACACAGAACAGCUGAUCCCUUACCCAUCACAACAUUCACCUCCUACAUCACCUUUGCCAGACAACCUUGUGGUUGCUGUAUACAGCUAUAAACCCGCCCAUGAUGGUGACCUGGGCUUUGAGAAGGGAGACAAACUCAAGAUCAUCAACAAGGACGAUUCAGAGUGGUAUAUGGCAGAGUCUCUCACCACAGGCCAGCAGGGCUUCAUCCCAUUCAACUUUGUUGCUAUGACCACAGUGGAGACUGAACCGUGGUUCUUCAAGAACAUUUCUAGAAACGAAGCCAUGAGGCUCCUCCUUGCUCCUGGGAAUACGCAAGGCUCCUUCCUGAUUCGAGAGAGCGAGACAACCCCAGGGUCAUAUGCCUUAUCAGUCAGGGACUUGGACCACAACACAGGUGACGAAGUCAAGCACUACAAGAUCCGAAACAUGGACAAUGGAGGCUUCUAUAUCUCAGCCAAGAUAUCCUUUAACUCACUGAAGGAGCUUGUCCAGCAUCACUCACGCGAAACAGAUGGAUUGUGCACAAGGCUGGUGAAGCCAUGUCAGUCAAGGGCACCACAGAAGCCCUGGUGGCAGGAUGAAUGGGAGAUUCCCCGCGAGUCCCUGAAGCUGGAGCGCAGGCUUGGAGCAGGACAGUUUGGAGAAGUCUGGAUGGGUGUCUACAACAAUGACAGGAAAGUGGCAAUUAAGAAUCUGAAGAUGGGCACAAUGUCGGUGGAAGCCUUCCUGGCAGAGGCUAACAUGAUGAAGAACUUGCAACAUCCUCGCCUUGUCCGCCUCUUUGCUGUGGUUACCCAGGAGCCAAUCUAUAUUGUCACGGAGUACAUGGAAAAUGGGAGCCUAGUGGAUUACCUAAAAACAACGGAGGGAAGCAGUUUGCCCAUAAACAUGCUGAUAGACAUGGCAUCUCAGGUGGCUGAUGGCAUGGCCUUUAUUGAGCAGAAAAAUUACAUUCAUCGAGACCUGCGAGCUGCCAAUAUUCUCGUGUCUCAAGAACUCAUCUGUAAGAUUGCCGACUUUGGACUUGCAAGACUCAUUGAGGACAACGAAUACACAGCCAGAGAGGGUGCAAAGUUCCCCAUCAAGUGGACUGCCCCAGAAGCCAUUAACUAUGGCACCUUCUCUAUAAAAUCAGAUGUGUGGUCCUUUGGGAUCCUGCUCACAGAAAUAGUGACAUAUGGGCGCAUACCUUACCCUGGUAUGUCCAACCCGGAGGUAAUCCAGAACUUGGAGCGGGGCUACAGAAUGCCAAAGCCAGAAAACUGUCCAGACGGGCUUUAUAACAUCAUGGGGGAGUGCUGGAAGGAAAACGCAGAGGAAAGGCCCACUUUCGACUACCUGAGGAGCGUCCUGGGGGAUUUCAUCACUUCCACAGAGAGGCAGUACCAGGAACAGCCCUGAUGGAGCAGAAAGACAUACAGACAUACAAUAAAUAUACUCAAACUAAAGUUGAAGCUUGUGAAGGUGGAUGCUGGAUUUUGUUUUGUUUGCUGAAGAGUACAUACCUAUGUAAUGAUAUAGUACAAACUGAAAUUUUCCAAAUAGGAGUACUUUGUUUCUGAAUCAAACUUAUUGUGAAGCGAUCUCUUAGAUUUGACACAAUUACAUCUGGACUGUGAACCUGAAAUUCUGGUGACAGCUGGAUCACUGAAGAGCCAACAACAAAGAGGGGAGUGAUCACCAUGCUGCUUGAAUAAACAUGGUGCUCGAUAUUAAGAUGUAAAUACUGUCAAACGCCUUCUGCCGUGUUUUACCUCUGCAGUUUAAUAAAUGUUUUCAAACUGUUUUACUCACAGUGAAUGCAUGUUGUUUCAAUAAACUCAGGACCCACACCACUUAAAAUGAA